AUGGAGGAACCCACCCUUGAGCACCAACCAGACCCAAGCGUUGCCAGUGACGAACCGAUCGCAGAGGCGAUCGACAUACCAACAGUCGACAUCGACCCACAAGGCGAUGUCUUCCUCAUCUGCGGCAGCAUCACCAAGAAGAGGCUCCGCGUGUAUUCACCUGUCAUGUCUCUGGCCUCAGACAUGUUCAAAGCCAUGUUCAAGCCCCAAUUUCAAGAAGGCAUCACGCUGGCCAGCACCAACACAGUCGAGAUUCCUCUGCCGGAUGAUGACCCUGACGCUAUGGAGUCAGUCUGCAACGUAUUCCAUCUGCGUAACAAGGAAGCUCAGAUCAUGGACAAUGGCGCCGGACAUAUGUCUGCUCGACAGUUGCUGACCAUAGCCAUGCUUUGCGACAAGUAUCAAUGUCAAGUGGCAGUGGCUGCUGCAGCGACCUGCUGGCUACCAUCUUGUGACAUCGAGAAGAGUUCCGACCUCCAUAUGCUCAUCAAUGCAGCUUCUCUUUUCCGCAUCGAUACAGCGUUUCGCGAAUUGGGCAAGCUUGUGAUCGAAGGACCGGUCAGACAUAUUGAUGUUGAAGAGGAAGAACACAUUCUGGUCGAUGUCAUCGAACAGCUCAUCGGACGUCGACGAAUGCUCAACGACGACAUCAUCGACUUCAUCGAGAGGCGACUUGACAACAUCAUGACCAGGCGGGAGGAACGUAGUCGAAAGGGCAACCUCAAGCACAUCUGCAAUACAUGUUCCAGAGCAGGUGCUAGCUCAGCGAUGAGGCAGGCCCGACAGACAAGCCAACCUAUGGCAUCGAGCUUGCCCUUGCACCCUCGCAAAGAGAGGUUCAUGUUGCUGUUUUAG
Fulvia fulva is the source of this 855-nucleotide messenger RNA. RefSeq lists its product as uncharacterized. The coding region runs from base 1 to 855 and encodes 284 amino acids. NCBI's taxonomy places the organism in Eukaryota, Fungi, Ascomycota, Dothideomycetes, Mycosphaerellales, Mycosphaerellaceae. The transcript is spliced from 2 exons. Gene Ontology annotation, molecular function: protein binding. The record is from RefSeq and is a predicted model, not a curated record.